This is a messenger RNA of Aspergillus luchuensis, 1176 nucleotides long. RefSeq lists its product as uncharacterized. The transcript has 2 exons. The record is from RefSeq and is a predicted model, not a curated record. Lineage: Eukaryota; Fungi; Ascomycota; Eurotiomycetes; Eurotiales; Aspergillaceae. Bases 1 to 1176 code for a protein of 391 amino acids.
AUGGGUGAAAUAACGAUCUCAUUUUCAACGAUCAAAUCCGUCCUCAUCUUCUUCGCGCCCAUCAUCAUCCCCCGAGCCAUCAACUACUACCGCACUCUCCGCGUCGCCCUCUCCAGCCGCCCACCACCGCGCCCUCUUCCCCAAGAUGCCAGUCGAGCCUUGAAUGUCCUCUUCCUCACCAUCACCCUCUUCUUCUGCCUCAGCCUGCCCUUCAACCCACACGCGCCCAGUCCCAGCAUCUUCACCCUCACCAACUCCCGCCUCACCACAUCAACAGACAUCAUCUUCUCGCGCCUCGCGCGUCUCCGCCCCAAUGAAUCCCUCACUCCAUCCGACACUCUCCUCAAGUCCAAACUCACCUCCACUCUCGCCCGCAAGGUAUAUCUCCGUUUCGGUCCGGAAACCCUAACCAACUGCGCCUUCUGCUCCCUCGAUAACCUGACCACCUACGCUAUCUACCACCUCCCCUUCAACGUCCUCCUCCCUCACCUCUUCCACAUGGCCACAAUCGGCCUCGUAACCUCCUCGACAUUCGCCGGUUCGGACGCAAGCAAAUGGCGCAAGGAGUUCUCCAUCAUGGGCAUUGCGUUCACUCUCCUAGACAUCUACGUGGUCAUGUCCUACGACCCGAUGGCGUACGCGUCCGCGGCUGUGCGCGCAGGCGUAGCAGUCCCGUCUAGCUCAUACUACCAAAUUGGUCUCUUGCGUCCGCUGCUAUUCGCUAUCUUUGACGGGGUAUGCGCCCUGCUAAUCUGGCUCUCCGCUACACGGAGAUUCUUCUUCACUCCGCCGUCUCAGGCAGAACAGGUCGAUCAGGUUGUGUCUGCGUCGUUGGGGGCGCUUUCGGGAUCUACGUCGAAGCUGCAUGCUGUGACUGUGGCGAGGAAUGCAGUCGUCCGGGAUAAGAUGCUUAGAGAUCGGGAUGAGGCGUAUUGGCGUACGGUGGUCGCUAUGAAUGUGGAUAACCCGGCCAUGAAGGCGGGUACGGUGGUUGGUGGGGGAGAGAAUGGUGAAGAGGAGGGUGCUGUGCCGCCUACGUCGAUUUGGGAGGAGGAGGAAGUUGUCCGCGCGAUGUCUCGGGCAAUGGCCGGGCAGGGGGGCGUUGAUUUGGCGAGGUUGGGGAUGGAUGCGGCGGAGUAUGUUAAUGGUGUUACGGCUGGGUUGGAGGGGAAUUAA